CCAGCCUCAAAAACGCAAGUGGGAAAUGUUCUGACACGUGAGGGCAAGCCACAAUGCAAGUUGUCGGCGAGUCUGUCCAUUCAGUUCUAGCCCAAAGUUUCAGCUCCAACAACACCAUUUUUCCAUCGUCAGUCGGUACACUUCUUGUUACACCUUUCGACAAAUCUAGCAUCUCCGAGACCUAGCUAAGUUUUGAUCACAGCGAAACAAAGUCAUUUCACGUCUUUAACACUUUUAUUUACGUUGAAAUUAAGUUUUUCUAGGUUUUGUGUUCGUAUUUGAAGCAAUGGGCUUCGUCGAAGAAGAUCUACCGAAAGACGACACCGAGACGCAAUGCCAAGAAAUACAAUGGAAUGAAUGCAAUCUUCUUGCUCCCAAAGCCGGUCCGCGCAAAGUCGCAGUGUUGUCAGGUCCCGCAAAUGGUUAUUUCAUGGUCUGUUGGGAGUGCUACCAGACUACCAUUGCACCCACACCCUUAUCCGCUUUCUUUACCACCCAGGAACUCCCAAAAUCUAGAACUGCCUCGUGCAAGUUCGCCGAGUUCUGGAUCCGCUUUGCAUGGCGACAAGUCUUGGCAGGAAAGGGUGAUGUCGACGUUAUGCUUCCCCCAGCAGGCCUCUUAGCGUAUACGGAGCAGAGAUGUCCCAAUGCCAAUCUAUCAAGUGAUUCCGCAGUCAAAUCGGCUCAAAAUAGGUUAUGGUUCACCAUCGUCGACCCAGAGACUGGUGUUCUACUGAAGCAAUGGACCAUUUGUGGCGGCUGCCACUUUCAGAUUGUGAAGCUUUGCGGUCCAAUUUCGGAAGCUUUUCAAAAGGUCUCAACAGCACCUGUUAGAGCCACUUGUGAUCUGGUUCCCAAGGUCUCAUCUACCCGCAGUUCAAGGUGUCUCGAGGAGCUGAUGAAUUGUGAACGAGCUACCCAGGAGUCUGGUGAGGUUGAUAUGCGUCCGUUGGCGAAGUUCAUCAAACGAUUUACUGGGAUCCCGGCUUGCCCCAGAGAUGUUGCGCCUACUGUACCGCAAAAGUUCUAUCAUCUUCCUGGAGCUUCCGAAUACCCGAUUUGUCAAGAUUGCUACCUCACGGUCAUAGAGCCGGAAGCAAAAGAGGGUGGCGUGACUCUAGCUCAAGAGGUCGUGUUGAGUACAAGGCCUAUGCCAGGAAUGACUUGCCAGCUCUAUUCAGAGCGAAUGAGGAUGAUAUGGGCAGAUGCUGUUGCGACAUCUGACAAAGCUUUCUUGCUACAAAAGCUCUCCGAGCGCCGCGCAAAAGAAACGAACCGCCAAGUCCAAACCUCACGCUUAAACCAAAGCCUCAUUCAACUACAAGGCCAAUACGAAAUGUUGAAUUCUCUGAGCAUGCACCAGAGUCAGUUCGCCAUGAAUGAAUGGAGCAGCAACUCGAUGGCGUACACUGCGGCUAGUAUCUCGAACAUGAACAUCUUUAAUCCCAAUCCAAGGGUCAUGCCCGCUCUUCAGAAGCCUCUCGAUUUGAGUCAAUCGCGGAAUACGUCGAAUCAAGCUAUGAUGGCGCUUCAAGAGAAAGGUAGAGUUUAUGAAGAAUUGAAUACCUUGGAAUGGGAAUGGAAGAGGUACUGGGAGUGAGGAAUGUUGAUUCCUCUAACUCAGACUUUGACAACAACAUUUCCUAGAGAAGAUUACAAGAAGUUGGUCCAACCAAGACAAUGACAUUUGAACCCGCGGAACGGAGAGCCUGUUUUCCAAGUCGACAUUUAAUUUAUAUAUGACUUGCUAUAUGCAUUAAGAACUCCAUAUUCUGAAUCAGAAUGUGAGCGCAUGAGCUGUAGGCCUCUUUUCCUAAUACAUUCGACUUGUGG
This is a messenger RNA of Mollisia scopiformis, 1833 nucleotides long. RefSeq lists its product as uncharacterized. The record is from RefSeq and is a predicted model, not a curated record. Bases 287 to 1600 code for a protein of 437 amino acids. Lineage: Eukaryota; Fungi; Ascomycota; Leotiomycetes; Helotiales; Mollisiaceae. The transcript is spliced from 4 exons.